AUGUCGCACAACAUUCGGUGCUACGGUACCGGGAUCAUGAUUGAGGACUUCAUGGUCAAGCUCUGGUAUGCGGACCGACAUGGCGUGGUCGUGUCGAGGCCAUUCGACAUGUUUGUCGAGUCUGACAAGCUGCUCUUGGUGGUGGCUGCAAUAGCCGGUGCUGAUAUAGCGAAGAUGGGUGUCUGCCCAUUCUCGCGGUUUCCCUCGAGCAAGCUCGACAGCUACGAAGGCUCAAAGCUCGUGUUCCAGCCGGGACCAAUGACUGAGAGACUGCCAGAGGUUGAGUUCACCAUUGACACAUCUCGGCCUGUCGAGACGAACUUUGGGAUCGUCGGGCGAGGGACAACCAUCAUUCCCCUGAAAGCAACCGCUGAGUUCUGGAGCGAAGACCUUGUUGCCAAGAUGGCUUGGCCCCGGGAGAGUCGAUUGGCGGAAGCCGACUACAUCCGUGUGGUCAGGUCUCGCCUGGCGAGGAAGCCACAAUAUCUGCAUCACAUCGUCGACAUGAAGUGCUGGAUAUCGCGGACAAUGGAGGAGAUGAAGCUGCCGCGCGCCUCGAUGGCGCUGCACAACUUUGAGUACGAGCGGCGGGAGUUCCGGAUGAUUGUGAUGAAGAAGUACGAGAGGCUAGAGCAAGUGGAAAGUGUGGAUGAAUUCAAGCGCGUUUUCUGCGACGUGGUGCGCGCCCAUUACGGGGUGUGGGAGACGUCGAGCAUCCUGCAUCGCGAUACCAGCUCGUACAACGUCAUGUUCUAUCGGGAUGAUGGACGUGUCGUAGGAGUGCUGUGUGAUUGGGACAUGGCGGCAUGCAUAAGUCCCGAAGACGAGGCUGUCAAUGACGAUGUUGACGAUGACGUACCGGACAGUGCCGCCAUGAAGACUCAGGGGACAGCGACUAUGGAUGGGAAGCCUCGAGCCAAGGCGGAAUAUACCACUGAAGCAGGCGUAGUGAACCUCCGAACUGAAGGACGCUGCAAGGCAAGACAGCGCACGGGUACAGGGCCGUUCAUGGCUCUCGAUCUUCUGCGCGCUGGCCCGGUACCCUUCCCCCGUUACCGUUAUGAUCUAGAAUCAUUCUUCUUCCUACUGGCUUGGUUCUGUGUUGUCCACGAUCCCGUGAGACAUAAAUUCGGACACCUACCGGAGUGGGAGAACUCAGACAUGUUCACCAUCGGGCUCUACAAGCGCGAAUUCCUGUACCACAAUGGGCUCUUCGAUCAGAUCUCCCGCGUCGGUCCUACGUACCUGCCGCUUUGGGAAUCCUGGGUAGAGCCACUUCGUUUCUUACUUGGUUUGUAUAUACUUGAUCAAGACGGCAUAAACUUCCUCAAGCGGCGUCUUCGGGCGCAGCGAAAAAAGCACAGCGCGGCAAUGACGACGGCGACUUUGGAGGAGAUUGUGGUGGCGAAGAAGCGCAUGCACGAUCCACCGACGUACGAGAAAUUUAUGGAAGUACUCGGCGAGCCGCUGGAUAUUACAUCUUCGUGA
Postia placenta MAD-698-R-SB12 is the source of this 1488-nucleotide messenger RNA. RefSeq lists its product as hypothetical. The transcript is spliced from 2 exons. The record is from RefSeq and is a predicted model, not a curated record. Lineage: Eukaryota; Fungi; Basidiomycota; Agaricomycetes; Polyporales; Adustoporiaceae. Bases 1 to 1488 code for a protein of 495 amino acids.